UUUCUGCUCCGAUCAGUGAAAGUGCGCUGCUGCUUUGCUUCUGGAAUCGAGUUUAUGUUUCAGUGGUAUGUUCAUUUCAAGUUUAUAUCGAGAAGAUUAAGGUUAAGGGAUUUCAUACUAAGAAGCUUCAACUUCUUCUAAAUGGCAAUGUCACUGGAGGAUCUUCUAGCCGAGGAGGGUUUUAAGGGAAGUAGCUCAAAGAGAAUGACCAGAGCUUCAUCUGGACCCUCUACAAGAAGAAUUCCAUCCUACCCAGCCCGGGAUGAACAUAAAUCUGGUGCUGCAACUCGUUUGAGGAAGACGGAUAGGGCGUAUUCUGAUGCGCGUCGAUAUGAUUUGCGUGUUGAAUCUCCAAUAACUGAUAGAGUCAAGAAUAGGAGAUCAUUAGAUAUUCUCAAAAUGGAAAAAUUGGAUAGAGGAGCAAGGAAUGAACCCAAGGAGAGACAUAUUAGAAGAGGUUCUCAAGAUACGCGGGAUGUUACUGGAUACAGUGUCGAUUCGUCACAACAAAUCUCGAUCGAUGAGAUAGUCGAGGUCAAAGAAGGUAUUCGGAGAGUUAAGGAUGGAACGCUAGACAAAGGAGGGUACAAAGAUAUUUAUUUAAAUGGAGUCUUUAGCCCUCCAAUAAGCAAAAAUAAACAAAAGUAUAGUCGAACCGGAGAAGAAGAGAGGUAUGAGAACAUUUCAGGUAAGGAUGUGCAGAUUGAUGAUGGCUAUGCUAAUGAUUAUGAUAAACAUCUUCCUGAGCUUGCUGGUUCUAGCGAUAAUUAUCAAAAAGGUGGGAAGCAACCUGGUUCAUCAUCUAGCAGAUCAAAUAAAAGUACACACAACAAAGAAAAUGUUCGUGACAGUAGGGUUCGCAAACCAGUUGAGAUUGAAUCUGUUGCUGAAGUAGCUCUAGAUGAUGUUGCCAUAAAAGCAAUGAUAUCUAUUUUGAGUGGUUAUAUUAAAUGUUUUCUCAAAGAUCAGGACUUCAGGACAUCACUGUAUCACAAUUGCUUUGCUGCCCUUAAUUCUUCCAAGUUAGAAGAAGAUAUAGUUGCUGAAAGCAAAAUUAUAUCCAACCUUGACCAAGCUAUAGAAACAGUUGAAAAAGCUGCAGAGAAACGUGCUAAUGCGAAAGAAUUGAAAAAAGCUUCCUUGCAGCUUAGCGUGAUCACAGGUCUAAAUGCAAAUGAUUUGAAAGAUGGAUUUACAUCUGGGAUUCCCAACUCCAUUUUGUCAGCUUGCGGUCACCUGUACUUAAGUGUGAUAUAUCAGCUACAGAAGAAAGAGCGGAUAGCAGCCAAGCAUAUCUUGCAAACUUUUUGUGAUUCUCCAUCUGCAGCACGGACCACGUUGGUACCUGAGUUGUGGGAAACUGUAUUUCAUCCUCAUCUAUCACAUUUGGAAGUGUGGUACAACCAAGAAGUUCAUUCUCUGGCGGAUGACCCACACAACACGAGGAAGCUAAAGCAACUUAAGAAAGUGUAUUAUGAGAUUUUAAAUUCGGGUACUUACCAAUUCGCAUUGUACUACAAGGAUUGGCUCACAGAUGGUGUUGAAGCUCCAUCAGUUCCUUCAAUCCACGUUCCAUCAGUUUCUGUUCAGGGAAAUCAGCAUGAGGGUGUAAGUGGACGCUCUUCAGACUUUGGUAGCCCAUCAUUUUCAUCUCAGCCUAUGGUCAGCAAGAAGUUAUAUGAUUCUGUAUUCGGGGGGAUGCACAAACAAACAACUGCUGAAGCAGAAGACUAUCACUAUUCACAAAGGUCGGAUGAUGAUAAAUAUAGCUUUGAUGGGUCUGUAGUGGAAGAUAAAAGGACGCUGACGCACUCUUUGGAAGAAGAUGAAUAUGAGGAUUUAGGUGUUAAAAGGGACAAGGAACCUUACCAGGAUGGAAUAAUAGGCCAAGAAGAACUGUUAGGAGGAUUUGGAAACUUUACCCUGAAGCUAGAAGAAUUGGGCAGCACUAGUAUGUUACAAUCGCUUCCAGUUUCUGAAGUCAAUGAACUUACUCUCAAGAGGCUAGCAAAGUUUGUCUUUGGACUGCAUCAAACUGAGAGAUCUGUUGAUGUUAUUGAAACUAAUCGGUUGUCACAUUCAGACGAUGCAAUAUAUCCUGAUUUUUCGCCAAUCGUAACAAAGCCAUUGGGUGAAGUUCUGCCUGGGAACUAUGCUGACGGAGGAGGACACUUUUUCUUGCAUAUCCCCCAGGAUUAUGUAUGCCCUCUAACCAAACUUAUUUUUGAAGAUCCCGUGACCCUAGAAACUGGCCAAACCUAUGAGCGUGCAGCUAUCGUAGAAUGGCUUAAUAAGGGUAACACAACGUGUCCUGUAACUGGGAAAACACUGGAAUGCCAAAUUAUGCCAUUCACCAACUCUGUCUUGAAACGAGUCAUUGAUGGCUGGAAAUCAAAGCACUCCAGGGAGAUAUUAGCUUCUGCUUCUCAGCCAGCAGGAAGCCCUGGGGAACAGAAAUACAAGGCUGAAGCAGCUGUUUUCAUAUUAGAGCAGCUUCUUACUGUUUUUGGUACAGAGGAAAAUACAGCAAACGCGAAGCAUCUACUUGCUCUUGGGGGUUUACAGUUUCUCAUUCGAAGAUUUGCAUAUGGAAAUUUGGAUGAAAGGUCUCGUGUAGCAGCGUUGCUGUCCCACUGUAUUAAAGCAGACUCUGGUUGCCGAAAUCAUGUGGCCAGACACAUUGAAAAGCAGGGUCUGCUUGAGCUACUGCACUGUAAGGGAAUAAAGUCAAGAGCAAACGCUGUGUUUCUUCUAUUUGAUCUGAUUUGUCUGAACAGGAGAAAAGAUGCCCGUUUUUUCUUAAAUGGCCUGCAUAAGGAACGUAUAGUGAGCUCAAUGCACAUUUUGCUACUCUUUCUUCAGAGUUGUUCACCCGAGCAAAGGCCCUUGGUUGCCGUGCUCCUGUUGCACCUGGAUCUUAUGGCAGAUGUAGAUCAACAGAAGUACAGUAUAUAUAGAGAGGAAGCUGUCGAUACCAUUUCAUCUGCUCUGGAUACCAGCCUUUCUAAUGAAAAGGUCCGAGAAACAUGUUGCAGUGCACUCCUUAUCCUGGGAGGGCAUAUCUCUUACUCUGGGAAGGUAGUGACAGAGGAUUGGAUCCUAAAGAAUGCUGGUUUCUUUGAUAGACCUGAGUCAGAUGCUCUAGAUGACAAAAUCUCAAUCAAAGAUAACAUUUUGCUGGAUAAUGACGAGGAAGAGGCUGUUGAAGAUUGGUUGAUGAAAUUGUCAGCAUCUCUUCUUGGUGAUGGGAAGAAGUCGUUUUUAGAUUCACUUUCCCAGUGUUUGAGUUCUGGACACCAAGAUAUGACUAUGGCGGGUUUGACAACAGUGGCGUGGUUCAGCUCUUCACUUGUUUCAUUACCUGGUUCUGAAUCCCAGCUCUCUUCAUUCUCAGUUCUUAUCCCUAAACUGAAAGAACACCUUAAAAAUAGCGAAUGGUUAGAGCACAAGAUUCUUGCUGCGAUGUCUCUGCUUAAUUUUAGCAAAAUCCCAGAUUGCAUGAACCUAUUGAUGAGAAUGGCCGAUGAGAUUGCAUCUCCUCUUAGGAACCUUUCAGAAGCAAGCUGGAUGGCGAAAGAAUUGCAUGCCUUCAUCUCUCAGGAAGAUCUGUGAUCAAUCUUCUUUAAGCAAUUGCCCUUUUCCAACAUAGCCUUUCUUAUUUUCUGAUUAAGGUCGAUCAUAUUGCCACCAUGAUCCUGCAUCAUCUUCUUAAAACUAGCAGGAUUUAUCAUGGUCAUGGACCGACAAAAAUACAUCAGAGUUUGGCGUUCUGUGCUAGUCUGUGCAUGACCCUUGGCGUACGUAUGGUUGGUUAUGGCAAUCUCUACUUGUGAAUGGGAUGGUGACUUCGCCUAGCAUCCACAGCUACUUCUUGUCUGUUGAUUUGUGGCGAUUUCAUAUGUAAAUGUGUUAAUAGACUACCACCCAUCUGUUUUCAAUUGGGUUUGAUCCUGUUUUUG
Molecule: messenger RNA, 3959 nt
Organism: Cynara cardunculus var. scolymus (artichoke)
Lineage: Eukaryota; Viridiplantae; Streptophyta; Magnoliopsida; Asterales; Asteraceae
Product: putative E3 ubiquitin-protein ligase LIN-1
Exons: 9
Coding region: 142-3612 (1156 amino acids)
Biological process (GO): protein ubiquitination
Molecular function (GO): ubiquitin-protein transferase activity
Source: RefSeq, a predicted model, not a curated record